AUGAAACAUUUAGCAUGGGUGGCAGUUAACCUAGUAAUAGUGAUACUAUUGUUCGAGGUUGUGGUCACAUGCAAUGCACGUGUCGUGCACAGUGCUCGGAAGCUUAGGGUUCUUGCAGCCAAGUACAAUGUUACGUGUAUUCUGGUAUUUGGUGAUUCGAGUGUUGAUCCUGGUAACAACAACAAUCUUCCAAAUACAUGGCACAAAGGAAACUUUCUGCCUUAUGGGAAAGAUUUCGGUCAUUCCAACCCAACCGGAAGGUUCACCAAUGGCAGACUCUCCACAGAUAUGAUUGCUGAGGCUUUAGGUUAUACAAACACAAUCAAAGCUUAUUUGGAUCAAAAUCUGAUGGAUGAGGACUUGUUGCAUGGUGUUAGUUUUGCAUCAGGUGGUUCUGGUUAUGAUGAUUUCACAGCGGAUAAUAUCACUAAUGUUAUGUCUCUUCGAAAACAAUUGGACUACUUUAAGGAGUAUAAGACUCGUUUAGGGAAGCUUGUGGGAGAAGAAUCUUCACAUAGGAUUGUAGAGAAUGCUGUGUUCAUUUUGAGCAUGGGCACAAACGACUUUUUACAAAAUUACUACAUUGAUCCUACUCGAUCCCAGAUGUUUACCAUCGCCCAAUACCAAGGUUUCUUGAUCAAUUGUAUGGAAAGUUACAUGACGGAAAUGCAUUCACUAGGAGUAACCAGAUUGAUGGUUGUCGGGAUGGAGCCAUUCGGAUGUAUGCCUAUGAUAAAGACAUUAACGAAUAAUGUUGAUUGCAACAAGGAAAUGAACCAAGUGGCUCUUUCUUUUAACAUUUUGUUGAAGGCAAAGUUGUUGACCCUCGAAAAAACAUUGCACAUGAGUACUAUUUUUGUUGACAUUUAUGGUGUCAUUCAAAACACCUUACAAAACCCAACAAAAUAUGGUUUUACAGAAUCUAAAAAGGGUUGUUGUGGAGAUGGGUUGACACAAUUUGGGGCAAGCUUAAAGGGAUUGAGUACAUGUACGAAUCGUUCAAAAUACAUUUACUGGGAUGCUGUUCAUUUUACGGAAAACAUGUAUUACAUAAUCGCAGAAGAGUCAGUAAAAUCUCUAAUUGCAAGUCUUUAG
This is a messenger RNA of Lactuca virosa, 1095 nucleotides long. Lineage: Eukaryota; Viridiplantae; Streptophyta; Magnoliopsida; Asterales; Asteraceae. The record is from the annotation of a GenBank genome assembly.